Molecule: messenger RNA, 558 nt
Organism: Spodoptera litura
Lineage: Eukaryota; Metazoa; Arthropoda; Insecta; Lepidoptera; Noctuidae
Product: translation machinery-associated protein 7 homolog
Source: RefSeq, a predicted model, not a curated record
UCGAAAAAUGUCAGUCUAGGUUUUUCCAUUCAUUCGUCUAAAACGUCAACAUCUCGAAAAAUAGCGUGUUAUUUUUUAAUAAGUUACAUUAGUUCGAGUUAAAUCUUCUCUUCCAUUUAUAAAUAUGUCUGGUCGUGAAGGUGGUAAGAAAAAGCCGCUGAAGGCUCCCAAAAAGGAAAGUAAGGACCUAGAUGAAGACGAUCUAGCUCAUAAGCAAAAACUAAAGGAACAACAGAAGGCUUUACAGGAGGCGAAGGCAAAGGCCUCACAAAAAGGCCCAUUGGUAACUGGAGGCAUCAAGAAAUCGGGAAAGAAGUGAAAAUGUAACAUUAUAAUUAAUUUAUAGGCUAAUGUAAGAAUUAUUAAAAGAUCUUUGUUGUUUUUAUUUCAAGGAUAUAACAGCAUUAUUCUUGAAUAUACUAUAAUGUAAUAUUGGGUUCAUGUAUGUAAUCAAUAAACACCACUGCCAUAAUUUGGCUCAAUGUAAACUUCUGCUAAACAUACCAAACUUGUAACAUGCAUUUUGUAUUAAUAAAAUAAAACAUUUUUUAUAACUAU